CGCCUAUACUACCCCUUCUACCCACCUACUUGACUGUGACUGACCUUCUACUCACUCUGGGACCCUUCCUUCUGACAGUAAUACUCAUGAGCGCUUUUUUUGUUAUCCCAAUUGUGGUCUUCCCACACAAAUCUAUGAGCGCCCAAGUCAGUAUUGCGACUUUGCUCAUUGUAGCGUUUUCUCUUACUGUAACGCUUAUGUUGAAGACAUCUAAUAUGGAAAUGAUGGCAGUGGCAGCAGCUUAUGCAGCAGUGCUAACAACGUUCAUCGCCAACAUGUCGGUGCUGACGCCCGCCUCUUAGCAGACGUU
Molecule: messenger RNA, 310 nt
Organism: Xylaria bambusicola
Lineage: Eukaryota; Fungi; Ascomycota; Sordariomycetes; Xylariales; Xylariaceae
Exons: 1
Coding region: 87-302 (71 amino acids)
Source: RefSeq, a predicted model, not a curated record